AUGGGAGGUGGAAAAGUACAGCAAGGGCUAAGGAUCAAUCACCCAACAGCAUUGCAGUCCAUCGGACUAGCACGACAGCACCGCUACGCCUACGUCAACGCCAUCUACAACAGAGCAAAGGCUCCCACACCAACCCUCGAUGCGACCGCAGCGCAUCAGCCAGGCUACAUUGUCAUCCCAUCAAGCCUCAUAUCUUCAUCUAUACAAGUGACGAGGAAAAACCAAUUUGUCAUGUAUGCCGCUGUUGGGUAA
This is a messenger RNA of Hydatigera taeniaeformis, 252 nucleotides long. Lineage: Eukaryota; Metazoa; Platyhelminthes; Cestoda; Cyclophyllidea; Taeniidae. The record is from the annotation of a GenBank genome assembly.